Trichoderma breve is the source of this 867-nucleotide messenger RNA. RefSeq lists its product as uncharacterized. The transcript has 2 exons. The record is from RefSeq and is a predicted model, not a curated record. Bases 1 to 867 code for a protein of 288 amino acids. Lineage: Eukaryota; Fungi; Ascomycota; Sordariomycetes; Hypocreales; Hypocreaceae.
AUGCAUGACGGAUUGCCUCCACAGGGUCGAUCCGCGUUAUAUGAUGGGAAAAUUCACUUCCGAAUUCCAAACCUCGGCGAAGAAGAUUUGGGUCGUAUUGUCUCGAACCCAUACUGGUGCUCAAAGCCUCAGGUGGGCGGCAUGUUGGAACACAUCCAAGAGCAGUAUAUCAAGGCCCGAGGCUAUGAGAUGGGAACUUUCAACGCCGAAAUGUUGCUGCCAUGCACUUUUAAAGAACAGGGUAAAAAGUGGCCAUUCAUCGCGUAUGCGCACGUCUCCAACGCGGUGUUGAUUGUUCAUCACUUCAUACGCCAAACUUUGGAAGAGUGCUGCCCAGAUGUUGUCGUCCGUGAGGAGCUCUGGGCCUUCCUCUUGUACGGCCAUGACGGCCAUGACGGCUUGGUGAAGCGAUAUGCGAGAGCAAUGGAGCAUGUCGACUUUCUGCUAUCUGUUGAGUUUGAAACUCGAACUAUCACGUACGACAUCCGCUUUGAGGAAAAGUUUAACCAGCUAAAGCUCAAUGAGCAAAAGCCUGGCCCAGAGCAGGGCGAUGACACGGAACCCGAGAAGCAGCCGAAGUCUUCACUCGAGGAGACGGGUAUGACUAUUCAUAACGCUCUCCAUGCGUACUAUGAUCUUGCGCGAAGCCGCUUUGUGGACGUGGUUUGUCAGCAGGCGAUUGAUUACUAUCUGUUGCAUGCAAAUAAUGGUCCGCUGACGGUGCUGUCGGACAAUGUGGUCCUGAACAUGAUGGCAGAGCAGCUGGAGAUUAUUGCUGGAGAGGACCUGGCAGUGAAGGAGAAGAGAGAGCGGCUCACCAAGGAGAUUGCCUCCUUGAGCCAAGCCCUUAAGAUUUUGAGAGGCUGA